Molecule: messenger RNA, 2423 nt
Organism: Exophiala dermatitidis NIH/UT8656
Lineage: Eukaryota; Fungi; Ascomycota; Eurotiomycetes; Chaetothyriales; Herpotrichiellaceae
Product: tagatose 1,6-diphosphate aldolase
Exons: 1
Coding region: 946-1818 (290 amino acids)
Biological process (GO): carbohydrate metabolic process
Molecular function (GO): zinc ion binding; aldehyde-lyase activity
Source: RefSeq, a predicted model, not a curated record
CUAUGAUUCAAGUAGUGCCUAUAAUGAGCUUAUAUGCGCCUGCGAAAGAAAGACCACGGCUGGUUACAUAAUCAUGUCGAAAAUAUUCUGCCACGGAACUUUUAUCGUCUUGUGUCUCCAACAAGGAGCGCGCAACAAUUAGACAUUUCAGCGAAAGACAAUAAUCUCCUACGCUGUGCGACAGCGACACUACGGUAGGCUUCCGGGACCUUAUCGAACUUACAGUGCUAUCUAGGCGGCGUUCUGCCAACCGCGAGCUACAAGUUCGUCUCCCAUGGCAUCUCCAUCUCCAUCUGGGUACGUCGGAGAAUUCGCCGAACAAACUUCAAUGUCGCAUUUUCUCCGACCACAGGUCCACUAGCAUCGCCGCCAGUUCACCGCGCCCGCCCUGCCCUCAGUGCGAGUGCCGGCAGAUCUGUCCGCGACCAAAACUCGGGGGUCGGGGUAGACUUCACCUCAAGGUCGACAGCGAACCUAAAUAGGAUGAUUUCAUUGGUCAGAUCCCCGGAGUAGCAGAACAAUAGGGUCACGAGAGGAGAGACUCCAGGUGUUUUUUCACGCACUUCUACACGGGUGGCCAUUCAAGCAAAAACAAUAUUAUUAUUGCCAUUACUCUUAUUUGACUGGCAGUUAGCUCUAGCUUCGAGGAUAUUGAAGAAAGAGAAACACAGAAACACAGAACGUUCCAUCUAACCUCCAACAUUCAAGCGAGGUUCGUCCUUUCAAGAAAGUCUAAGCCAAGGUCGAACAGACUAUCAGUCGGGUUACUUGACUAAGCACAGACAACGACACACGCGACAUCUACAUACGUACUCGGAGCAUCGACAUCAACGCCUACAAUAUCAACAGCAACAGCGUCAGCGUCAGCAUCAACACCAACACCAACACCGAAAACCCUCAACACAACACAACUCAACCAAUUUCAAUUUCAGCACCACAUUCAAAAUGCCCGACCUCAAGAACAACCGCGCCCUGAAAAUCGUAUCCAAAGCCGCACGGGAAGGCUACGCCGUCCCCGCCAUGUGCUGCUACAACGUGGAAGCGAUCCUCGCGAGCGUCCGGGCGGCAGAAGCCAAGCAAUCACCGGUAAUCAUCCAACUAUUCCCCUGGGCGGUAACCUUCGCCGACGGCCUCUUAGUCCACGCGGCCGCCGAAGCAGCCGACAAAGCCAAAGUUCCCGUGGCCGUCCACAUGGACCACGCGCAGUCUCCCGAAAUCGUCAAACGAGCGGCCGACUUGGGGGGCUUCGACGGGAUCAUGGUGGACAUGAGCCACUACGACAAGGAAGAGAAUUUCGCCAAAACGCGCGAACUCGUCAAGUACUGCAACGAGCGGGGCAUCAUCACCGAAGCCGAGCCUGGCCGCAUUGAAGGUGGCGAAGAUGGUGUCGGCGACACGGCCGACUUGGCUUUACAGGGACUCUUGACUUCGCCCGAACAGGCCGAGGAGUUUGUCGAUCUGGGCGUCGACUGGCUUGCUCCGGCGUUUGGGAAUGUUCAUGGAAACUAUGGUCCCAAGGGGCCCCAGUUGGACUUUGACCGGCUCAAGAGUAUCCACUCCAAAGUCGGGGAUCGGGUCCACAUUGUCCUCCAUGGCGCGUCGGGUCAGUGGUUUCAUGAGGAUUUACUCAAAAAAGUUAUUGCUUGUGGGGUGGCGAAAUGUAAUUUGAAUGAUGCUAUGAAUGAUCAUUUUGUCAAGGUUCUCAAGGAGAAGGCAGGUAAAGCGCCCUUGACAACACUGAUUGAGGAGGGGACCCUGGCGAUGCAGAAGGCGAUUGAGCAGUAUAUGGAUUGGAUGGGGUCGACUGGAAAGGCUUGAUUUGGAGAUAUAAGUGACUGUUAGGUAGUUUGUUGUUUGAACAAUGAUUGCAAAAGUUUACCUCGAGAGAGAGACGCGCAUUACACAGUCCUGCAUACAUAGUACUGCAUACUGCAUACUGCAUGGACAGGAGAUGACCCUUGGGGACAUAGUGGUUACAGUAUACGAUAUUUCUCGUGUUUGAUGACUGGAAAUUUGAUUAUUAUCGGAAUGGCUGUGUCAUCGAUACACGUAUACUCCGGACAUGGCUUCGAGAAUAUUGGUGGUACUGCCUUCGAACUCCUUCUUUCGAAAGCCUACUUCCCGAUGGCUACCUACAGUAUGACGGCACAAUAUCACCGGACCGUCGGUAUCGGUCGCUGCGUGGCGGAGGAAUGACGUGAAGAAUGCAAUGAUACAAAUAGGUAGUCAUGUCGCGAAUGCUGGCUGCCAAGCGGCGAAAAAAGAGCCAUAGACACCUCGACGGAUGAGAAACCAUGCGAAAAAGCUCCAAACAAAAUGGCAGGAUUUCAUUCCAUUCCAGCAGCUGCUGCCUCGUGAUAUGCAUGAUAACGUCUAUUUUUGACUUUUGCACCCAACGCCCCAAGAUAGACAGACAAUCGAAG